AUGAACAAUGAGCAGUUUGGCCAUAGUACAGCAUCCGCACAAUAUUUCCUGCAAUUGGCCGGUUAUUUGGGUAUACCGGUAAUUUCAUGGAACGCUGAUAACUCAGGCUUGGAGCGUCGUGCUUCACAAUCAACGCUUCAACUUCAGCUAGCUCCAAGUAUAGAACAUCAAAGUGCGGCAAUGUUAAGCAUAUUGGAACGUUAUAAAUGGCAUCAAUUUUCGGUGGUGACGUCCCAAAUAGCUGGACACGAUGAUUUUGUACAGGCUGUACGAGAACGAGUCGCAGAGAUGCAAGAUCAUUUCAAGUUUACCAUUUUAAAUGCGAUCGUUGUAACGCGUACAAGUGAUUUAAUGGAACUUGUUAACAGUGAAGCUAGAGUCAUGCUACUCUACGCUACACAAACUGAGGCCAUAACUAUUCUUAGAGCUGCCGAGGAUCUAAAGUUAACGGGUGAAAAUUAUGUAUGGGUAGUCAGUCAAUCGGUUAUCGAAAAGAAAGAUGCCCAUCCGCAGUUUCCGAUUGGCAUGUUGGGAGUACACUUCGAUACAAGCAGUGCCGCGUUGAUGAGUGAAAUAUCGAAUGCUAUUAAAAUAUAUGGUUAUGGUGUCGAGGCUUACGUUUCCGAUCCAGCAAAUCGGGGGAAAAAGCUCAAUACUCAAUCGUUGUCAUGCGAGGAUGAAGGUCGUGGCCGCUGGGACAAUGGCGAACUAUAUUUGCGCAAUGUUUCUAUAGAGGGUGAUUUAAAUAAACCCAAUAUUGAGUUUACGGCCGAUGGUGAUUUAAAGUCGGCUGAACUGAAAAUUAUGAAUUUACGUCCAAGUGCUAACAAUAAGAAUUUAGUUUGGGAAGAGAUCGGCGUAUGGAAAUCGUGGGAGACACAAAAACUGGAUAUACGCGAUAUUGCCUGGCCAGGUAAUUCGCAUGCUCCGCCACAAGGUGUACCCGAAAAAUUCCAUUUAAAAAUCACAUUUCUCGAAGAGGCACCCUAUAUCAAUCUAUCGCCCGCCGACCCAGUUAGUGGCAAAUGUCUCAUGGAUCGCGGUGUCCUGUGUCGAGUGGCAGCCGAUCAUGAGAUGGCUGACAUUGAUGUGGGACAGGCACAUCGCAACGGAUCUUUCUAUCAAUGUUGCAGUGGUUUUUGCAUCGAUCUUCUCGAGAAGUUUGCCGAAGAGCUGGGUUUCACCUAUGAACUGGUACGGGUCGAAGAUGGUAAAUGGGGUACACUUGAGAAUGGUAAAUGGAAUGGUUUGAUUGCUGACUUAGUUAAUCGUAAAACCGACAUGGUACUUACGUCGCUGAUGAUCAAUACAGAACGCGAGGCUGUGGUAGACUUUAGUGAGCCAUUCAUGGAGACUGGCAUAGCUAUUGUUGUAGCGAAACGGACUGGUAUAAUUUCGCCGACUGCCUUUUUGGAACCAUUUGAUACCGCCUCGUGGAUGCUAGUAGGCAUAGUGGCUAUACAGGCGGCCACGUUCAUGAUAUUCCUAUUUGAAUGGCUAUCACCUAGUGGUUACGAUAUGAAACUCUAUUUACAAAACACUAAUGUAACACCAUACCGCUUUUCCUUAUUUCGUACGUAUUGGUUAGUUUGGGCGGUACUCUUUCAAGCUGCCGUACACGUAGACUCACCGCGUGGUUUCACCUCACGAUUCAUGACGAACGUUUGGGCUCUCUUUGCUGUGGUGUUUCUCGCCAUAUACACUGCCAACUUGGCGGCCUUCAUGAUCACCAGAGAAGAAUUUCAUGAGUUCACUGGUUUGAACGAUAGCCGUUUGGUGCAUCCGUACUCCCAUAAACCUUCUUUUAAAUUUGGCACCAUUCCCUACAGUCACACAGACUCUACUAUCAACAAAUACUUUAAGGAAAUGCAUUACUACAUGAAACAGUAUGUCAACACAAAUCGAAUUUCCUAA
Molecule: messenger RNA, 1914 nt
Organism: Glossina fuscipes
Lineage: Eukaryota; Metazoa; Arthropoda; Insecta; Diptera; Glossinidae
Gene: Nmdar2
Product: glutamate receptor ionotropic, NMDA 2B
Exons: 4
Coding region: 1-1914 (637 amino acids)
Biological process (GO): monoatomic ion transport; synaptic transmission, glutamatergic; modulation of chemical synaptic transmission
Cellular component (GO): plasma membrane; postsynaptic membrane
Molecular function (GO): transmitter-gated monoatomic ion channel activity involved in regulation of postsynaptic membrane potential; NMDA glutamate receptor activity
Source: RefSeq, a predicted model, not a curated record